This is a messenger RNA of Neoarius graeffei (lesser salmon catfish), 7183 nucleotides long. It is a transcript of the gene mcama, whose product is annotated as melanoma cell adhesion molecule a. Lineage: Eukaryota; Metazoa; Chordata; Actinopteri; Siluriformes; Ariidae. The transcript is spliced from 16 exons. Gene Ontology annotation, cellular component: plasma membrane. Gene Ontology annotation, biological process: angiogenesis. The record is from RefSeq and is a predicted model, not a curated record. Bases 71 to 1921 code for a protein of 616 amino acids.
GUGCUCAGAUUGGAAAGCGUGCACACUUUGUUUUUUUCUCUCCCAAGUGCAGGAUAACUGAAGGGAGAAAAUGGUGCCAAAGAGCUCGGUUUUACUCCUCACGCUAUUUAUCUUUUCCUUCACUCAGGAAGUUGGCGCCCAAGUGUCCCUGAAUAUGGAGGACAUCAUUGAAGUGUAUAAAGGUGAUUCAGCCGUCAUCCACUGCCGUUACAGUUUUGCUCGAGAUCCCAAAAUGGUCAUGGUGCAGUGGUUUGUGCGCGGUUCUGGAGGUAGAAGAGAGAGGAUCUCCUACAGUGACCUCACCAUGCAGAAGGUGGACAACUAUACGACCUAUACAGACCGCAUCAGCAUUGCAGGGGACACCAGCAGCGAGAACCUCACUAUCGUGGACGUCAGACUCUCGGACGAGAGGGAGUUCUUCUGCCAGGUCAACGGCCUUGCAGCGGGCAUUGGAGAGGCCAGGACCUACCUAAAGGUUUUCAACCCCCCAGAACCUCCUAUGAUAAAAGCAGUUUAUUCUGGGGUUUCAGUGACCGCUCCAUUACCAUCAAAGAUUGCAACUUGUGAAACCCGAGAAGCCUUCCCCAAACCAAACAUCACCUGGUAUCGCAAUCAUGACCCACUGUAUCCCCAAAAUGGCCAAGUGAACGUGCUUACCCUGGUUGCCAAGGGGCUGAACGGCCUGUACGCAGUCGAGAGCGAGCUCCAGUAUAAAGUUGAAAAGGAAGACAGUGAUGCUGUGUUCUCAUGCGAGGUCAGCUAUUAUGUUCCCGGUGCCAUCCGAACGGCCGAAUCCAGAGACGUCAACAUCACAGUGCACUACCCAACGUUCAACAUGGAGAUGUGGAAGGAAUCGCCCAAGGGCCUGGUCAAAGAGGGGGACACGGUGGAGAUCCGUUGCCAGGGCGAUGGCAAUCCCCCGCCGACGAUCACUUUCAGCCGAGAACAAGAGCUGGAUGUGGGGCUCGAGGCCGAAGGCAACCUGCUGGUCCUGAAGGAUGUGACGCGCAGAGCCAGUGGCGUGUACCAUUGCCAAUCUCUGAACCUGGACUCAGUAAACUCUGAUGUAGGGGCGAGUCUGCAGCUUACCGUGAACUAUCUUGACCCAGCUGUUGUGGUUCCCAAAGACUCGGAGAUCAUGCUGAAAGGAGAAAGUCUGACAGCCACAUGCAACGCUUUGUCCUCUCUAGAGACAUCCACUGUGUGGCUUAAGGAUGGCGUAGAGAUAAGCCGAGGACACGUGCUGCAGCUGCAGGAUGCUACGUUCGACACAGCUGGACGCUACGAAUGCGAGGUGACCGUUCCCACCAUCCCAGGCCUGCAUACCAGUGGAUCAGUGCAUAUAAUAGUGCAGGGAGCUCCUGAGUUGAGAGAUGUGGAGAGGGAGGUGGUCAUGAUGGAGAGAGUGGGCAAGUGGCUGAACCUGACGUGCGAAGCGAGAGGUUUCCCCCGACCUGUUAUUACUUGGAACAUAACCGGCAGUCCUAAUUCACGUGAGGUUGUGAAGAGAGAAAUUGAGGAUGUUAUUCAUAGCAUCUUGACUCUGAAGGUGACCAUGGAUACGGUUGCUACGUGCAGCGCAGCAAACAUGAUGGGUUCAGAGAGCAAGAACUACACCAUCACAAGCAUUCCUAUCGUAACCCCGACAGCAAGGAACACUGCAGUCGAUAACAGCGGCGUGAUGAUCGUGGUCAUCAUCAUCACCCUUCUCCUAUUGGCCAUCUUGGGCAGCGUGCUGUACUUCCUGUACAAGAAGGGCAAGCUGCCCUGUGGACGUUCUGUCAAGCAAGAGAUCACCAAAGAGACAACCAAUAACGAUAGCAUUGUGGUGGAAAUGAAGGCUGAGAAGAACGAGAAGACGGAGAAAUCAAUACUACUGAAGGGCGUCAAUGGCAACAACAAACCUCCACGUGACCAGUAAAGUACACUGACCUGAGCAAAUGACACAAAACCAAGGACAGAAGAUUCCAGCUGAAGCCCAUUCACUGUCCCUUUACCAACCCAACAGUCAGAAGUUAUACAGAUAUAAAUAACGUCCACUGGAACAGCUGUCUUUCCAAAAUGAAGAGGAUGUUCUUUGUUCAUUUACGAGCUCUGGUAUUCCUGAUUGGCAGUACUGAACUAAACUGAGCUUGUUCAGCCAUGCCAGUUUUUAUAUUUUCUUCUUUUGUUUGGCCCAAAACACUGUUUGAUUCUGUAGUUCUCAACCCCUUGAGGAAUUCAGUGCCACAUUGUUUCAAUGUAUGACCCUUUCAAAAGUGUACAUAUAAAUAUGUAUAAUAUUUAGCAAGGUAAACUUGAACUAAAUUGAGAUCAUCCACUCAUGAAUUUUCUUCCUUGAACUACAGAAUCUGGUACGUCAUACAUAUACAUAUACAGUACUGUGCAAAAGUCUUCGGCACCCUAUUUAUUUUAUAUAAAUGUUGUUAUCGAUUUCUAUUUUAUGACUUCUUCAUUAACGUUCGUUCGUUUUCCAGCACAAAAAAAAAAUCUUUGUAUCUGAGCAGCAUAUUACAUUUUUAAGAGGCUGCUUUUCAGGUUUAAAAAAGAAAACAUAAUGAAGGCUGCUGGGUUUUGGUGCAAAAUGAAGAAGCGAGUGUGACAAAGUGUUCAGAAGAACUGUGGCUGGUUCUGGAAGAUGCUCAGUAAAACUUACAGCUCAUUUCCACAUAAAACUGCACUCGUUGGAACUGAGACUAAAGCAAAAGGUCGUCUCACACCAAAUAUCAACUCUGUUUCAUUUAUUAUGACUUUCAUUUGUCCUACAGAAUUUCUUUACAUGCACCUAAGAUUUUUGGACAGUACUGUGUCGACGUCAGUCAGCUAAAAUAUCAGAAUGGUGGGAUUUUUGUAGAAGAAUAAGCUUUGUCAAACAGUAUUUCUAUAAACUGCUCAACAGCACCAUGGAAUAAGUAGGGCCAGUACAACAAGUGUACAAAACUAAUCACAUUCCUCAGUUAUCCAGUAGGAUCACAUGUAGUAUAGUAGUUCUCAUUUCAGGCUUAUGGCCUGCUAGUAACUCAGAAAUCUGCUCGCAUACACCAAGUUAUGUUCAGUCCGUUUAGCCAAUGAGUGGAGAAGCCGAUCAUUGUACUGACCAAUAAACUCUAGAGCCGAUCACCACUUUUGAGGGUUUUUUUCCUUUCUGUUGAUCAAAGAGACUACUGCUUUUGUAAAUAUCAUCAGCAGACUAAACUGUAGCUGCGUUUUGACUGCUGAGGGGAUUCACAGCUCCCUCUUUUUCUCUGCCUCACGUUAAGAUUCAUGUUUGUUACACUGAGAUACGGAAGCCGCGAGAGGCCCUUCAUAUAAUCUUUUUUUAUUCACCUUGUUAUCCCGAGAUAAUGACAUAAUUAAUUCAGGAUGUCGAGAAAACAACACAACUAAUUCGAGAUCUCGAGAAAACAAAACCGUUAUUCCGAGAUAACGACAUAAUUAAUUCAGGAUGUCGAGAAAACAACACAACUAAUUCGAGAUCUCGAGAAAACAAAACCGUUAUUCUGAGAUAACGACAUAAUUAAUUCAGGAUCUCGAGAAAACAACACAACUAAUUCGAGAUCUCGAGAAAACAAAACCGUUAUUCCGAGAUAAUGGCAUAAUUAAUUCAGGAUCUCAAGAAAACAACACAACUAAUUCGAGAUCUCGAGAAAACAAAACCGUUAUUCCGAGAUAACGGCAUAAUUAAUUCAGGAUGUCGAGAAAACAACACAACUAAUUCGAGAUCUCGAGAAAACAAAACCGUUAUUCCGAGAUAACGACAUAAUUAAUUCAGGAUGUCGAGAAAACAACACAACUAAUUCGAGAUCUCGAGAAAACAAAACCGUUAUUCUGAGAUAACGACAUAAUUAAUUCAGGAUGUCGAGAAAACAACACAACUAAUUCGAGAUCUCGAGAAAACAAAACCGUUAUUCUGAGAUAACGACAUAAUUAAUUCAGGAUCUCGAGAAAACAACACAACUAAUUCGAGAUCUCGAGAAAACAAAACUGUUAUUCCGAGAUAACGACAUAAUUAAUUCAGGAUGUCGAGAAAACAACACUACUAAUUCGAGAUCUCGAGAAAACAAAACCGUUAUUCUGAGAUAACGACAUAAUUAAUUCAGGAUGUCGAGAAAACAACACAACUAAUUCGAGAUCUCGAGAAAACAAAACCGUUAUUCUGAGAUAACGACAUAAUUCAGGAUCUCGAGAAAACAACACAACUAAUUCGAGAUCUCGAGAAAACAAAACCGUUAUUCUGAGAUAACGACAUAAUUAAUUCAGAAUCUCGAGAAAACAACACAACUAAUUCGAGAUCUCGAGAAAACAAAACCGUUAUUCCGAGAUAACGACAUAAUUAAUUCAGGAUGUCGAGAAAACAACACAACUAAUUCGAGAUCUCGAGAAAACAAAACCGUUUUUUUUUUGUAGAUAACGACAUAAUUAAUUCAGGAUCUCGAGAAAACAACACAACUAAUUCGAGAUCUCGAGAAAACAAAACCGUUAUUCUGAGAUAACGACAUAAUUAAUUCAGGAUCUCGAGAAAACAACACAACUAAUUCGAGAUCUCGAGAAAACAAAACUGUUAUUCUGAGAUAACGACAUAAUUCAGGAUCUCGAGAAAACAACACAACUAAUUCGAGAUCUCGAGAAAACAAAACCGUUAUUCCGAGAUAACGACGUAAUUAAUUCAGGAUCUCGAGAAAACAACACAACUAAUUCGAGAUCUCGAGAAAACAAAACCGUUAUUCUGAGAUAACGACAUAAAUAAUUCAGGAUCUCGAGAAAACAACACAACUAAUUCGAGAUCUUGAGAAAACAAAACCGUUAUUCUGAGAUAACGACAUAAUUAAUUCAGGAUGUCGAGAAAACAACACAACUUAUUCGAGAUCUCGAGAAAACAAAACCGUUAUUCUGAGAACGACAUAAUUCAGGGUGUCGAGAAAACAACACAACUAAUUCGAGAUCUCGAGAAAACAAAACCGUUAUUCCGAGAUAACGACAUAAUUAACUCAGGAUGUCGAGAAAACAACACAACUAAUUCGAGAUCUCGAGAAAACAAAACCGUUAUUUUGAGAUAACGACAUAAUUAAUUCAGGAUCUCGAGAAAACAACACAACUAAUUCAAGAUCUCGAGAAAACAAAACUGUUAUUCUGAGAUAACGACAUAAUUAAUUCAGGAUGUCGAGAAAACAACACAACUAAUUCGAGAUCUCGAGAAAACAAAACCGUUAUUCUGAGAUAACGACAUAAUUAAUUCAGGAUCUCGAGAAAACAACACAACUAAUUCGAGAUCUCGAGAAAACAAAACUGUUAUUCUGAGAUAACGACAUAAUUCAGGAUCUCGAGAAAACAACACAACUAAUUCGAGAUCUCGAGAAAACAAAACCGUUAUUCCGAGAUAACGACGUAAUUAAUUCAGGAUCUCAAGAAAACAACACAACUAAUUCGAGAUCUCGAGAAAACAAAACCGUUAUUCCGAGAUAACGGCAUAAUUAAUUCAGGAUCUCGAGAAAACAACACAACUAAUUCGAGAUCUCGAGAAAACAAAACCGUUAUUCUGAGAUAACGACAUAAUUCAGGGUGUCGAGAAAACAACACAACUAAUUCGAGAUCUCGAGAAAACAAAACGGUUAUUCCGAGAUAACGGCAUAAUUAAUUCAGGAUCUCGAGAAAACAACACAACUAAUUCGAGAUCUCGAGAAAACAAAACCGUUAUUCUGAGAUAACGACAUAAUUCAGGAUCUCGAGAAAACAACACAACUAAUUCGAGAUCUCGAGAAAACAAAACAAUUAUUCCGUGAUCUCGAGAAAACAAAACAAUUAUUUCAUGAUCUCGAGAAAACAGCUGAGAUUUCUAGCAGAGCUGUGCUCCCCUGUGGGUCAGACAACAAAGACUUAGAAAUUGGUGGACAUAUUUAAUUAUUAAUAAUUUUGAAAUGAUCCCUUAUUAAAAGACUUAAUGCAAUCUCUCCCUGUGUCAACCCCUGAUCAAAAUAUCGCCUUAUUAGGUGAUCGAUUAUUCCAGACAUUCUAAUGACCAAAGUUGCGUCUAUACAGAAUGAGAAAUAGCCCCAAAGUCAGCAUAUCACAAGUCUCUUGGCGCACCUGAAUGAACCAUUUCUCAGCUGUUUACUCGAGAUCACGGAAUAAUUGUUUUGUUUUCUCGAGAUCUCGAAAUAACGGUUUUGUUUUCUCGAGAUCUCGAAUUAGUUGUGUUGUUUUCGCGAGAUCCUGAAUUAAUUAUGUCGUUAUCUCGGGAUAACAAGGUGAAUAAAAAAAAGGAUUAUAUGAAGGGCCUCUCUCGGCUUCCGUACUGAGACUUCUUUUUUAAGGCUGUUUUUUUUUUUGGUGUGUGUGUGCGUGCACGCAUGUGCUCAAAAGGAAGGCUGAUUUUGUCAGUUUGUUUUGUCUACUCAGACCGGUGUGGAUGAGUCGUAGGAGGAUGUUACGCAUCGGUUUCUUAUCCUCAAGCCAGGGUUUGUCCUAAAAGUCAUAGUGGCCUAAAAUCCAAACUCUGAAUUGAAUUGAAGGCAAAUUUCAGACACAGAAUGUCCCAGCUGAGUAAAUACAUAUUGGUUAAAUGGAAAAUUAUCCAUUUACUUUUGAUCAAAAGUCAUUUAACUGGUGCAUAUCUGAAAAUCUUGAAGUAUCUAUUAUAUUACUUUCUAUGGACACCAGUGCAGAUGUUAAUAUAAAGUUACAUGUGAUCUUUUACAAAAUACUUUUUUUUUUAAAUUGGCAUUAUAUUCCAUUACUGGAUGAGUUUGUUCUCGUGAUGGAUCACUUGCUUUAUUUUGGCUUCACCUCGUGUUAUACCUGGAAUGCACAAAAUUUUUAGAUUGGCUCGAAUUUUUGUAACUUAACCUCGUUAUGACUCCAGCGAAAGUUGUACCAGAGUAAAAACCAAGCAACUAUGAAAGCAUGUUUGAAAUUGUCCGAAUUCUUUCAACAAACCAAACCUCCUCAGAGAUGACUAAAUAUCUAAAUAUCGUGAAGCGACAUCUCAUAUCUCGUCCGCGUGGCUCGACAAAACAAACUGGAUUAAGUGUAUAUAAACCUGUUCACCUGUGUGGUUCCUUGUUUCGUAUUAAUGUUAUAGUUCUGCUUAUGUGUGUAAAUUAAGAACGUGAUUUGAUGCUUGUGGUUUUUUAUACACUGUAAUUUUCUUCUUUUUUUUUGCAAAAACAAUGCCAAAUAAAGAUAU